Raphanus sativus (radish) is the source of this 1052-nucleotide messenger RNA. RefSeq lists its product as uncharacterized. NCBI's taxonomy places the organism in Eukaryota, Viridiplantae, Streptophyta, Magnoliopsida, Brassicales, Brassicaceae. Gene Ontology annotation, molecular function: phosphoprotein phosphatase activity. The transcript has a single exon. The record is from RefSeq and is a predicted model, not a curated record. The coding region runs from base 59 to 868 and encodes 269 amino acids.
ACCAUCACUCUCUCCUCUCUCUCACUCACAAACUCAUCUCUCUCUAUCUAUUUCUUCGAUGGCCACGAAACUCAUCAUAAAGAAGUCAGCAAAAUCAAUCAGUAGAAACUACAUCCGCUGUCACCGGAAGACUCAGAUCGGAUGCUCACCAUCACCAGCGGCUACCACCGUCAUCGCCUCCAUCAACAAAUCUAUUUACAGAUGUCACCGAACCAUCCUCUGUUUAUUCUCUCGUCGACAACGAACCAAAGGAUUCAAAAUCCUCAAACCAAAUCUCCAAACUCCGUAUCCACUGAUUCACAACAGAUCUAUUAAACCAUUCGACGAGACGAAGAAGACAAUCGUGUUGGAUCUAGACGAGACGCUCAUUCACUCAUCCAUGGAGAAACCCCAAGUCCCUUACGACUUUGUAGUGAAGCCCAAGAUCGACGGUCAGAUCUUAACCUUUUACGUGAUCAAACGGCCGGGAGUAGACGAUUUCUUGAAGAAGAUCGGCGAGAAGUACCAGGUCGUCGUCUUCACUGCGGGUUUGAGAGAGUACGCCACGCUCGUGCUCGACGAGCUGGAUCCGGAGAGGCGCGUGAUCUCACGGAGCUUUUAUAGAGACGCGUGCAGCGAGAUCGAUGGGAGGUUGGUGAAGGAUUUGGGGUUUGUGAUGAGAGACUUGAGGCGCGUGGUGAUCGUUGAUGAUAAUCCAAACGCUUACGCGCUUCAACCGGAGAACGCGGUUCCGAUUAAACAGUUUUGCGAUGAUUUGGAGGAUGAUGAGCUGGAGAAACUCGGUGAGUUUCUGUGUGGUGGUGAUUGUGUCAAGUGUGAAGAUAUGAGAGUUGCGUUGAAGGAGUUUGUUGUCGGAAGGGGUGAAUGAUUUUUUUUUAUUAGUUAAUUUGAUUAUUAGAGGAUUUAAUUAUGAAGACAGUGAGUGAACAAUAGCUUUGUUUGUUCCAACUGUCUUGUGUUUGUGUAAACCUCCUCGUGGAAAGAUAUUUGUUUAUCUUUUUAUUGUUUUCUUAGUGUUUUUUUCUGUGGUUGAAAUAAAAGGUUUUAAUGAA